UGUAUCCGCAACACACAUUAUACAGUUUAAAUUCACAUGCCAUAAUUGAAUGCAAUGAAGGUUUUCUACCACAAAUACAACAUAUUACAUGUAUGCAUGGAGGGCACUGGAAUCGCUAUGAGCAAUGCAUACAAGUGUUAUGUGAUUAUCCAGGACGACCAAACAAUGGAUAUUACAUUUCAAAUUCAACUGGCAGUAUACUUGAAUUCUGCAUCUCUACCGUUUGGUAGUACAAUAACAGGAAGGUGUUACGAGGGAUAUGAAGGCAAUGAUAAUGAUAAAAGAGUUUGUCAAAGUAACAAGACAUGGAGUGGGAUACCAUUAACAUGCACGAAAAAAGGAUGCCCUUUCCCAGGAGAUCUCACAGACGGUUUAUAUCUUUUUAAUAAUGGAAGCCUGUAUAUGUCCGGUAAUUCAUUUUAUAACACAACAAUAGAAGUGAAGUGUAAUAAAGGAUAUGUAGUACAUGGAAGUAAAAUUCUUAGAUGUAGUUCAAACAAAACAUGGAGCAAAGUAUCUACAUGCCAGAAUGUGACAUGCAAUCUUCCCGAAAGACCUGUAAACAAAAGAUUAGCUGUAUGCAUUUCAAGAGAAGCAACAGCUGAAGCAAGCCAAGCGGGUCUUAUCGGUGGUAUAACUGCCCCUCUUGUGUGCCUACUCUUGGUUUCUUUAGUGGUUGUUUUCUUUAUCCGUCGCAGGCGGCAGAGUCGUCAGAACAAAGGAGAAAAACAUAAACGGCAGGCAAACUUAACGAAACGUGACAACGAUUCAAACAGAAUUAUGAGAGGCCAGAGUGAUGGAGAUUAUGCUGAGAUUACGGAGGCACGUCCGCCAUAUUCAUCCGGUAUAAAACUUCUAAUAAGUCUUCGGAGGCCUUCCUGGCCGUAUGGUUAA
Molecule: messenger RNA, 894 nt
Organism: Mercenaria mercenaria
Lineage: Eukaryota; Metazoa; Mollusca; Bivalvia; Venerida; Veneridae
Product: sushi, von Willebrand factor type A, EGF and pentraxin domain-containing protein 1-like
Exons: 3
Coding region: 55-894 (279 amino acids)
Source: RefSeq, a predicted model, not a curated record